Chelonia mydas (Green sea turtle) is the source of this 8343-nucleotide messenger RNA. RefSeq names its product teashirt zinc finger homeobox 2 (gene TSHZ2). Gene Ontology annotation, cellular component: nucleus. Bases 1348 to 4437 code for a protein of 1029 amino acids. The record is from RefSeq and is a predicted model, not a curated record. Gene Ontology annotation, biological process: regulation of transcription by RNA polymerase II. Lineage: Eukaryota; Metazoa; Chordata; Testudines; Cheloniidae. The transcript is spliced from 3 exons. Gene Ontology annotation, molecular function: DNA binding; DNA-binding transcription factor activity, RNA polymerase II-specific.
AGCUAAACAUCCCCUCUUCUAAAGGUCCCAGGCUGGUUCUUCUUCUAAUGCCAGGAGCUCCCAAUUAAUAUAAUUGCCAAUUUACCAAUGUGUGACACAGUUUUCUUUUUACACAGCUUCCUUCACACAAAAGACUUUCCAGAAGGAGAGGGUGUGCUGGGGGCAGAGAAAAGGAACAAAGCUUCACAUAGUUUGUUACAGCUGUAGCCUGCACCUACCACUUUAGCAAGUCAGUCGUCAGUGGGAACUUGUCAGCAACCUAGUUUCAAAAGUGGGAAUAAAGAGAGAGGUUUGUCAUGUAUCCUCCUUCCUAAACGGGGGGGGCUGUUGGGGAAGAAAAUCUAAAGAGGAAAUUACAGGACUUCCAAGUCACAGCGAGAGGUUUAAUAUAAGACUAUAAUACAGAAAAGCAGGGAGCCUCUGAAAGUGCCCUGAUCAGAAACGAGCCGGGGUCAGAAACUUCACUGAUCAGAAACUUACUUGGGCAUGAACAAGGGUGGAGAACUUUAGGGGAGGUGGGUACAGGUAGGCUGGCACGAAGACUCUAGGGGCUGGGUUUGUCGGUGUCUCUGUGCAUACGUUUGUGGUUUUUUUUUUUUUUUUUUUUUUGCUUGGGAUCAGCAAGCCCUGUCUCUUUAAUAAACUGACUGCCUUCUGUCUGCCUGGAGUAAAUUUCAUCCUGUCAUCAGGUCGCGGAGGAGGAGUUUGUUAAUGUUCAGUUUGCUCAGUGGAUCGAUGUUUGCUGGCAUCGCCUCGCCCUGCCUGUGUAUGUGUGUGUGUGUGUGUGUGUGUGUGUAUGUAUGUGUGUGAAUACCAGAUUUCCUUCCAUCCAAAGCCUCUCUGUCCUCUUCCAUAUCACUCACAGCCUGGCAUCUGACAGCAACAAACCUGCAGCUUUCUGCACACACACACACACACACACACAAAUCCGCCAUACAGAUCUACCAGGAGGAGGAGGAGGAAAGGGAGGAAGCAGCAAGCCCCACAAUCUUUCCAGAGCUGCCUUUUAAAUAUAUACAUGUCUAUUUUGUUAUUUAUUUAUUACUAUUUUCUGGCACUGUGGGUUCCUUUCAUUUGCUCCUGAUCUUGGAUGUUUGACUCAAAGCAAAGCAAGUGUUGCAACAGUUAAAUAAUAAUAACCUAGAUCUCUGUAAAAUAAAAUAAAAACCAAACGGGUUCCUAUCAGUUAAGUGCAAAGGGGUGGGGGGGGGGGGGGGAGGCUUGGCUGGAGGGGGUGUUGGGGGAACCAGCUGAGAGAGAGCCAGAGAAAGCCAGAGAAACAAGACACACGAGCUUCCCAGGGUUCUUGGAUCUGGGGACAGAAGUGAGAUUGGAGAAAGUAGAGCGAUGCCAAGGAGGAAACAGCAGGCACCCAAGCGGGCUGCAGGUUACGUCCAAGAGGAAGAUAUAAAGGAGGAGGAAGAGGAUGAUGAUGACAGUAAUUCAACAGCUCAACUUCAGGGCAGCAAUGAUACUGGCACGGAUGAAGAACAUGAAGUGGGUCCUGAGCAGAAAGGAAGCUUUAGUUACCAGAAUUCUCCAGUAAGUCAUAUAUCUAAUCAGGAUGCGGAAAAUGAGUCCCUGUUAAGUGACGCUAGUGACCAGGUGGCAGAUACUAAAAGCAUUUGCUCUAGAGAGGUGCAGGACCUGAAAACCAAUACCCACCCCAAAUCUCAGAAUGAAGCACAUGAUUGCAUGGAUAAAAUGACAGCAGUCUAUGCUAACAUACUGUCAGACUCUUAUUGGACAGGCUUAGGACUGGGUCUCAAGUUGUCUAACUCUGAAAGAAGGGGCUGUGACAAUAGAAAUGGAGGUAACAAAAGUGACUUUGAUUGGCACCAAGAUGCAUUGUCAAAAAGCUUACAACAGAGUUUACCUUCCAGACCGGUCUCCAAACCAAAUCUUUUCAGUUCAGUGCAGCUCUAUAGACAAAGCAGCAAAAUGUGCGGAACUGUAUUCACGGGUGCUAGCAGGUUCAGGUGCAGGCAAUGCAGUGCUGCCUAUGACACCUUGGUAGAGCUAACGGUCCAUAUGAAUGAAACCGGUCAUUACCAAGAUGACAACCGUAAAAAGGACAAGCACAGACCUACUAGCUACUCAAAGCCCCGGAAAAGGGCCUUUCAGGACAUGGACAAAGAAGAUGCACAAAAAGUUCUAAAGUGCAUGUUCUGUGGUGACUCUUUUGAUUCCCUUCAAGAUCUGAGCGUUCAUAUGAUAAAAACUAAACAUUACCAAAAAGUGCCUUUGAAGGAGCCGGUACCCACCAUUUCUUCAAAAAUGGUCACUCCCGCAAAGAAACGUGUGUUUGAUGUUAACAGACCUUGUUCCCCAGAUUCCACAACAGGAUCUUUUGCAGAUACCUUUUCUCCUCAGAAGAAUGCAAGCCUGCAGUUGUCAUCUAAUAAUCGCUAUGGCUACCAGAAUGGAGCCAGCUACACAUGGCAGUUUGAGGCCUGUAAAUCCCAGAUUUUGAAGUGUAUGGAAUGCGGAAGUUCACAUGACACCUUGCAGCAACUCACCACUCAUAUGAUGGUCACGGGUCAUUUCUUGAAAGUCACAAGUUCAGCUUCAAAGAAAGGAAAACAACUAGUACUAGAUCCCUUGGCUGUGGAGAAAAUGCAAUCGCUGUCUGAGGCACCAGCCAAUGACACCCAGGUUUCAAAACAAUCCAGCAAUGCAUCUUCGGAUGGCAUAACUGCAUCAGAGCUAAAGAAAGAGAGUAAAAAAGAUAAACCUGAUGAUACAAACAAAGAUGAGAAAGUGGUAAAAACUGAAGAGUAUGAAGAUAUGCUUCAGAAACCAUUGGAUCCUACAAUUAAAUACCAGUAUCUUAGAGAGGAAGAUUUAGAAGAUGGUUCAAAAGGUGGUGGGGAUAUUUUAAAGUCUUUGGAAAACACUGUCACCACAGCCAUCAAUAAAGCUCAAAAUGGAGCUCCUAGCUGGAGUGCAUAUCCUAGUAUCCAUGCAGCCUAUCAGCUCUCAGAAGGAGCAAAGUCUUCCUUACCAGUGGGCUCCCAAGUACUGCAAAUCAGGCCCACAAUUACCAAUAAGUUGAGACCCAUUGCUCCAAAGUGGAAAGUUAUGCCUCUGGUUCCCAGCUCAGCAAAUGUGGCCCAGUGCACUCGAGUGAAGAAGGAAAUUGAUGACAAAGAAGUCAUACAAAAAGACUACAUUAAAGAGGGCAUCCGAGCUGAAGCUGCUCCACUCUGUCAGAAUGAAGGGGAAUCUCUCCCCAAAUCUGAGGCCCCCGUAGAGCCAAAAAAGACAGAGGCAUGUCCCUUGAAGGAGGAAGAUAAACCAAAAGAAGAUGGUGAGAAAGAAAAAACAAAACCCAAGGAGUCAAUAGCAGCUUCCCUCAGCAAUGGUUGUGUUGCCACAAAUCAUUCUUCUGACUCGCCUUGUGUGAAUCCACUUAGUGCCCUGCAAUCUGUAUUGAAUAAUCACUUGGGCAAAGCCACUGAGCCUUUACGGCCCCAGUCCAAUACCAGCCCCAGCUCGAGCACAAUUUCUAUGUUCCACAAAACUAACUUAAAUAUGCUGGAGAAACCAGUUUUAUCUCCUGCUCCAACCCCACCAAAGCCUGCCAGCAUCUCCAGGCGUUAUUUGUUUGAAAACAAUGAUCAACCUAUCGAUCUGACCAAAUCCAAAAGCAAGAAAGCCGAGUCAGCUCAAGCACAGUCUUGUACUUCCCCACCUCAGAAACAUGCUCUGUCUGACAUUGCUGACAUGGUCAAAGUUCUUCCCAAAGCUACUACACCAAAACCUGCUGUAUCCUCUAGGAUCCCAUCGAUGAAAUUGGAAAUGGACGUCCGACGUUUCGAGGAUGUCUCAACAGAAGUCUCCACUCUGCAUAAAAGGAAGGGCAGGCAAUCAAACUGGAACCCUCAGCAUCUCCUGAUUUUGCAAGCUCAGUUUGCUUCCAGUCUUUUCCAAACAUCAGAAGGUAAAUAUUUAUUAUCAGACCUAGGCCCUCAAGAACGCAUGCAGAUUUCUAAAUUUACUGGACUGUCAAUGACCACCAUCAGCCAUUGGUUAGCAAAUGUCAAAUACCAACUUAGGAAAACUGGAGGAACAAAGUUUUUGAAAAACAUGGACAAAGGACACCCAAUCUUUUAUUGCAGUGACUGUGCAUCUCAGUUUAGAACCCCAUCUACUUAUAUUAGCCACUUAGAAUCCCAUCUAGGUUUCCAAAUGAAAGACAUGAACAGACUGGCUGUGGAACAGCAAACCAAGGUAGAACAAGAAAUCUCCAGAGUUUCAGUUCAAAGAUCACCUGAAACAAUAGCUGGGGAAGAGGAUACGGACUCUAAGUUCAAAUGUAAGUUGUGCUGUCGGACAUUUGCAAGCAAACAUGCCGUAAAACUUCACCUAAGCAAAACACACAGCAAGUCACCAGAGCACCAUUCACAGUUUGUAGCAGAAGUGGAUGAAGAAUAACUUUUAAGGACAAAUGCCUUAGUUCCAGCUCUCCAGCCCAGGCUUCCUGCACUGAGCCCGUCUCCACGCGUCACUCCACUCCUGACGUUGAACUCCCGACAACCCGGACCGAGAAGACUGCCAAAAACACUCCAGCUAUUCUUCUUCAUCUUCACUAACAAUUUGGUAAUGAAGUAUUGAUUUCCACUCCCCUGCUUAUGGACGAUAUUAGAUUUUCAUUGAUAAACUGCACUGGGGCUGUCUAGUCUCCACUGUCCCUUUUUGCUGUCACUAAAACAAAGUGCCACUGAAGUAAGAUAAUGACUGAGAACACUGAUGUACUUAUUUCAUCAAUUUGUAACACUUGACAGGAAAAAAAAAAAGUAUACUUCUUCAUAGUUUAAUGUCCAAGUGUGCUACACAAGAUGCCGUCACACUGGAAGCUUUGCUUUUCAUGGUAAUGUCCAUUCCCUAUUUAUAACCCCUUUGGGAUCGUUUGUCUAAAGGAAAUGUUUCUAUUCAGUGCAGCUAUUACUGUUGCACCUGGGUUGCUCAAUCCAGUCAUUGCACUAGGGAUCAAUACAUCACAGUAAGUAGAAGAAUUAUUAAGUUAAACCAGAUUCUGAGCCAAAAAAACUCUGAACAAUGUUAAUCUUCUGUGCAAGUUGUUCAAAUAAUUAUGCUUAACCAAGUUGCUGCCAAAGAUUUGUUUAAAAUGGAUUAUUUUCAGUUUGUUUUAUUCCUCAGAUAUAUAUUUUUUUUUAAAUCUCCAUUACUGCAUAUGACAAGACAUAUGCAAUGGAGUGAUUUUUAAACAAAAGCACUAUUGUUAGAUCAUUGAGCAUUAUCAUAUAUAUAUUAUUAUAUAUAUUUAUAUAUAUAUAUAAUAAGAACCAAAUUCAUCUCCAUUACUGUCAGUGGGGUUACUUUGGAUUUAUGCUAUUGCAAAUGAGAUCAGAAUCUGGCCUUCGUACUGUCUAUUGGGCUUGUCCAUUACUACACAAAGCACAGCUUACUUUUAAAAUCAGCUGAAACCCAGUAGGGUAGGAGGGGAGGGCUUCAAUUUAAAAUUUGUUCCUGGAACUUUUUUCAUUAAAACUUAGAGGUCCCAAUUUUAAUUUGUGGAAUAUUCAUGAUAAUAAUGAGAUCUAAUUAAGACAUCCAUUAAAAGCCCGUUAAAGUUAAUUUAACGUAAAAAUUCCAAUAGAACUGUAUUAGAUUUUCUCCAUUAAAUUAACGUUAUGGAUUUUUAACGGAUGUCUUAAUUAUACAUUAUUAUUAACGGGAAUACUGUAUUACACAGAUUAAAAUCGGGUUCGAAGUCAACUCAGAAAAGCUUCCAGGAUGUUUUAAUAUUACAAACCUCACAUUACCUAGUGUACUGUAUGGAAAAUCAAGCUCAUCAGGCACAGCUCUGUUUACUCUAGCUGAGCAUUUGCUGUACAACUAAAGCAACCUAGAAUAGAUAAAUUCAUCACUGCAUUUAAAGAAUGAAUUUCCUUAUUCUCAAAGGAUAAAUAAGUCUGAAUCAAGAUGUAAACUGCUACUCAAGAUGAAAGAUUUAAAGUAUGCUCGGCACAAAAUUGAGAUGUGGAUCUUUUUUCAAACUCAAGACAAUUUGGGGCUUUGCUUUUUAAUUAUUUUAUUUAGAAGCUGAAGGAUAAAAUAAAAAUGCAGCCAUGGCAAAAUGAAUCUAAAUCGAUUUAUAAUAUUCCUUAUUUCCGAUGCAGGGUGGGCGAUGUUGGAAUUGGUUGGGAAAUUUUGACAUGAUCCCUAAACUCAACAUCGGGAGGGGGGACCUUGUUAUUUACCUCCUAGGAAACAUGUUGCCCUUAUGCCACAUAUAAUAGCAAAUUGCUUUUUUUAUGGCAUGCAUAACCUAGAUGGGGAAAAAUAUGGCGCUUGAGGGAAGGAGGGAAAAAGUAAAUGAAGUUCCAGGAAUGUCAUUCUGAAGUAAUGAGGCAUGGACAGAAAAUAGACCCCUCACAUCAUCGGAUUGAGAUGGCAGUCGAAAUAGCUUCAUUGAAGUGUCAGCACUCAUCCAUCAAUCAAUCAUCCACAAGGAAAAAUAGCGACAGUACAACGGGGCGGCUUUUACGGGAUUUACUCAUGGGCAUAGGGAAUAGCAGCUCAAAUGUAGUCCUGACAUGAAAAGCAAGGUGCUGAUAUUAUUUUUUAUGAUGGGAGGAUCAUAAAGUGAAUUGAGAACAGUGAGAUCUGUCUUUGCUUAACCUAUUCAACUGGAAAUGAACGGAGCUCAACUGGAAAUGAACGGAGACUUCAGAUGGGUUAAGACUGAAGCACGCACUGUGCCAAGCCCUGUCCAUUGACAACAAAAUUCUAUUAAAGUGAAAUCAAUGCAUUAGCAUUGGGUUCCUCUGAAGCUGUUAAAUCGCACAGUCCAGAUCAGGGUUAUUAAAUGAAGUUACGUAGUGUAGGGGAGGUGGGGUGGUCCCUCCAGUGUGAGUCCAGCACUACUAUCAGACUCCACUUUGGGGAAACAUGGAUAUUUCCAGCACCAAGAAUUUUUCUCUUUCUUAAUAAAUAAAUAAAUUAAAUAAAUCCAUUUUGUGACAUAAAAUACAUUAGCAAAUACUAGGGGCUGGGGUCUGAUCCUGUUCCCACGGCACUCAAUUGGCAAAACUCCUGUUGACUUCUGACAGGCCUAAUCCUGCUCUACACUGAAGCCGGUGGAAAUUUUGCCAUUGAUUUCAAUGGACGCAGGCUCUAUAUGUGCAACAUUUUUGCGGCCUUGUUUUUUUUUUUUUAAACAGCACAGCGGGCCAGAUUCUGUAAAGUGCUGAGGAGCUAAGCCCCCUCCAUUCCAUCCAAGUCAGUGGGUGAUGAGGUGAUCCUUGGGGAAUCAAGCCACAAUAUUUUGGGCUGUAGGGCCCUUUGGUUCUCUCUUUAUUCACAGACCAGAUUCUGACACCCUGUUAGUGAGAUUAACCAUGAAGAUAUGGGUUCAUUUCUUCAAGAGGAAACUCUGUCUCUACAAUCUGUCAUGCCUGGACUACCCUCCUUCCCUCAAGCAGACCUUCUCCUUCAGCAGAGAGACAUGUAAAAUGAGGCAUUUGUAGCAAUUGGGUAAUAGAACAUGCACUCUAAUAUGAAUUAUGCUGACACACAAUCAUGUUGGGACCAGUGAGUGCAAAUAGAGAUGAAAAGUUACCACUUUCUCUAGUGGAAGGUCUGUGCUCUCUUUUUUACAGGGUGCGCUUUCUCCUUGUUUUAUUUAUUUCAUUUAUUUAUUUGGUAAAUAACAAGUUGCUGCAUGUAUGAAAAGAUUUCAAAAAUGCCUGUGGGGCUAACGGGGUGGGGAGCAAGUUUACAAGAUUAGCGCCAUUGUUCCUCAGUGCAAGUUUACAAGAGCUUGAUGAUGUCGCAGGGCUAGAUCUGUUGGACCAGAUUCUCAGCUAGGGUAAAUCUGCAUAGCUCCCUUAACUUUAACUGAACGAUGCCGAUUUACACCAGAAGAAGCUCUGGCCCAAAGAGCACAAGUAAAGGAUCGACACCAGCCUAGAGAACAGAGCCUGAUUUAUUCAAGAAAACUAGGUACUGCAUGGUCAAGUGCUAGAACAGCUACUUCAUUUAGAAUCUGGCCACAAACCUUUGUUCCACCAUUCUAAACCUUAAUUAUUUUGCCUGCAUCACUGUCCUUUGGGAACAUUUUAGAUACACUUUUGAAUUAAGUGACUUUUUUUUUUACAAGAGGAUAUAUAUAAAAAAGAAAAUAUACAUCUCUCUCUCUCUCUCUUUCUGUGUCUGAAGCAGGAUGAGUUGAUAGUUUAUCUGUCAUAUAAAUCAGGUAACACAGAAAAUCACUGCAUCUUUUCUCUGUCGCAUCUACUCAAUAUCUAUCGUUCUGACUUUAUUCUUAUUGGAGAUCAUCAAAACAUUAAUUAAAAACCUGGUGAUCAAACAGCC